AUGCAACACAACAAACGUGCAGAAUCGCCAACGUUUGGACUUACAAAAGGGCACAAAUGCCAAAGAUUACAGUUGGAAACUGGAGGAUCUUUAUCAGCACCAGCUGAUUGUAAUCAACCUACAGUCGCAUAUCCACCUCCAGUAGGAUAUCCACCUCAACCUUCAGUCGGAUAUUCAUCUCAAUCUCCAGUCGGAUAUCCAUCUCAACCUCAAGUCGCAUAUCCGUCUCCAGCAGGAUACCCACCUCAGCCUCAAGUGGCAUAUCCAUCUCAACCUCAAGACGGAUCUGCAUCUGCACCAGUUGAAUGUGAUCAACCUCAAGUCCUGUAUCAAGCUCCACCAGGAUAUCCACCUCAACCUUCACUUGGAUAUCAACCUCAACCUCAAUUUGCAUACCCACGUCAACCUCAAGUCAUAUAUCAACCUCAACCUCAACCUCAGCCUCAACCUCAAAUUAUAUAUCAAACUCAGCCUCAAGCCAAUUGUGCCAAACCUUAUUAG
This is a messenger RNA of Belonocnema kinseyi, 501 nucleotides long. RefSeq names its product annexin A7-like. The coding region runs from base 1 to 501 and encodes 166 amino acids. The transcript has 3 exons. The record is from RefSeq and is a predicted model, not a curated record. Lineage: Eukaryota; Metazoa; Arthropoda; Insecta; Hymenoptera; Cynipidae.